UGCAGCUAUAUGUGGCACAGUAGGGAAAGGGUCUCAGAGCCUUGCUGUGCAGCAUCAACAUGAACUACACCAAAGAAAACCUCUUUCUUGUUCUCGCAGUGUUGUUGUGUUAACAAGUCUUCAUAUAGUUCUGAUAACAGAUCACAUAUUCUCACCCUUCAGUAACCGAGGUUUCUGUUUCUGCAGGGGUUUUCAAGAACAUAACCCCUGUGGAUAAUGAGAAUUGAGCAUAAAACUAUAGGGUACACUGAAUAUAUUAUAAAUUCCUGCCCUCCUUGAAAACAAGUUUGACUAUGGCGGAAAAGUUGGGAUACAAGCUUGAAAUUAUUAUAAAACAUAGAAUUAUUUGAAUUUUUGCAACAAAUUUAAAUUCUGAUAUUUCAAUGGAUGUUGUGAUAAAAAUAGGAGAAUCAAUCUACAGAGUUCUUUUUGUCUAACUAAACAAAUAAUACAGAAAAAGCGAGAUGUACAUUUCUUUAUUACAUUUAUAUCCUGCUGCAUUCAAUUCGACUUUUGCUGGUUAAGUUGUCAGAAUCUACCACAUCAUAAGACAACCAGUUCUUCUUGUCUAGUGCUUGGGGAUGACUAGUCUGCGUUAGGCGUUCAUUGAAUUGUUUGUAUGAACUUCCUUUUUUUUUUUUUUUUAACAUCUGUAACAUUUGAAAAAUGUGUGGCUACUUCUUUUCUACUUCUAGUAUUUAACAUAAGAGCCCUUCUAUUUUUUUAAAUCAGAAACUAAAUAUUAGUGUCCUUGCACCAUAACUGCCAGAAUGCACUUCUGUUUUAAAGAAAGUGGUAGCUGCAGCAGUAUUUGCUAUUUAUAAUUAAAAAUGGAGACAUUAACAUAAAUAAUUAACUAUAUUUAUAUGUUGAAACACACACACACGCGUACACUCAUAUACAUACAGUAUAUAUAUGCGAGUUCUUUCUAUCAGUGAAGGAAUAUCAAGAUCAUGCAUUGAACAGUAUUUCUUCUUUGUAUAUUACAGUACAUGCAGUUAUACAAGGGCCUCAAAAUAUACGAAUUAAUUCAGUUAUGCUUAAUAGUGUUCUCCAGUGGGAUCCAUCAAAUUUUUCUGAAGGAAAUGUAACUUAUACAGUUCAGUAUAAAAAUUUUAUGUCGGAAUUCAUUGACUUGUGCCGAAGAAUAUACUUCACAGAGUGCAAUAUUUCAAGUAUACCUGCAUAUGGUCUUUUUCAUUUAAGAAUUAGAGCUGAAUUUGAGAAUAAACAGUCUCACUGGAUAAAUCUUACCUUCAGACCAUUCGAGGACACAAUCAUUAUACCUCCUACUGUACAAAUUGUACCCACAAAACCUGGAGUCUUGAAUGUGCAUCUCAAAAGCCCUUCUGUUAUACUUGGUGGUAUCAUAUAUUCCUUGAAGGAUUUUUAUUUUUCGAUAGAUUACAAGAUGAAAAUUUGGAUGAAAGACUACAAUAGCGAACAGGUUAUCAAUGAGAAUGCACCGCACACUUUCCAUGUAAUAUCUGGCCUGUAUCCUGGAACAACAUACUGCCUUAAGGCUCAAGUAUUUAUUGAAGACCUGAAUAAAACUGGAGAGUGGAGUGAAGCCUAUUGUAUCCAAACAACCAAUAGUGAUCCAGAUCCAGUAGCAAUAAUGUUUAUCCUCCUAACAGUAUUGGCAUUCUUUUCGUUCUGCUGUUGUAUGAUUGUUUGUAUUUAUCAACGGAUCAAAUAUUCCUUUUUCCCUUCAUAUUCUUUGCCACAGCAUUUCAUACAGUUUUUAGGCCAACCUUCCUACAGUUCACAAUUUCUUGCAUCCCAGCUACAAGGAGAGGAUCAUAACUAUGACACACUUAUUGUUCUUUCGGAGGAGUCAGAACAGUGCAACAGUGAACUGAAAAAUAAAAUGAGCAACAUAAAACUGGAGCGGUAAGGAUCUGAAGAAGAUACCUUUAGACCUAAAUAAAUUUCAAAUUGUACAGCUUUGCUUCAUGCUUGAAGCUUGGAAAUAAUACACUGCACUUUGAGGAACUUACUGGAACUUACAAAAUGGCACUUAACACUUUGCACAUUAUUAAGUCAUUAAUGGUGUUUUUUACUUGAUAAAAACUUUUAUAUGAUUUUCUAUUUUGGAAGUUUAUUUAUUUAUACUAAAGCCUUAAUUUUAGAAUAAAAGUAGUCAUUACUAAGCAAGUUCAACUUAUGAAAAUAGCAUAACAUUUAAAAUAUUCUGAACAUACUUUAUUCAGAAUAGUUUGCUUU
This is a messenger RNA of Python bivittatus (Burmese python), 2226 nucleotides long. NCBI's taxonomy places the organism in Eukaryota, Metazoa, Chordata, Lepidosauria, Squamata, Pythonidae. The record is from RefSeq and is a predicted model, not a curated record.